GGUUUUAAAUUGCCAAAGAGGUGGUUUGUGGCUUGCUGCCACACGAUUGUGUCUCUGGAUUGUUCUGAAAUAGUGCACAUUCUUAUAGAUUUACAAGUGUUACAUGUAUCAAGAGUCUCCUGACCAGCGCCGAGGUCAACUAGGACCUAUCUGGAUAAGACCUCUCCUAGCAGAUUAUGUCUGUACCUGAAGCGCCACUGGCCAACGCGACUUACAGCAGGAACCCUUGUGUGAAAUUUCAACUGGCUCUGCUGCCCUCCGUGUACGCCAUUGAGUUGUGCGUGGCAUUGGCCGGCAACUUGUUUGCUAUUUGGCUUUUACUGUCCAGAGAGAGAAAAAACUGGCACACAGGUGUUGUCCUCUCCUGCAACCUGGCCGUCAGUGACCUGCUCUAUGUCCUCACCCUGCCUCUCCUCAUAGACUACUACAGGCUGGACAAACACUGGAACUUCGGAAAUGUGUUUUGUAAAAUAGAAAGAUUCAUGUUUGCCUGCAACCUGUACGUGAGCAUCUUCUUCAUCAUGGGCAUCAGUGUGAACCGCUGUGUUGCUCUCGCCUACCCCUUUUUCACCCGGAGUCAAGUCACUCCGUCACGCGCCAAGGUUGCGAGUGCGAUCAUCUGGCUUGUGGUUGCAUCCUUUUCCUCCCCGGUGUUAAAAUUUGCCUCUACGUGUCCUGCCGGGGGAUCGAACAACACGAUUGAGUGCGUCGCCUACUGCGGUAGCGACCAUGGGGAUCAGCGCUCUCACUUCUAUUACGUUGUGUGGCUUGGCGUGCUCGGUUGCUUUGUUCCAUUCUUGGUGACUUUCGCGUCGUACUGUGUGGUUAUUUGGGUGGUCUGGAAAAACACAAACAUAUCUCGACUGGAUAAACAGAAGAUAGCCCUGAUGGUGAUAUCUGUCGUUGUGCUGUACGCGUUAUCAUUUGUGCCCUACCAUGUCUUUCAGAGCUACAAUCUCUAUCUGAAGAUAUUCUAUCCUGGUAGGAUUUACUGCUGGGUGUAUGAUGCGUACCAAGUGUCAAAAGUGCUGGCUGCUCUGAACAUGUGCCUGCAUCCUCUACUGUACAUGGCUGUGUUCGAUAGCAUUAGAGUCGUGUUCUGUGGGAAGAACCAAGAUGAGUGAACUAUCGAAUGAACUUUCUGACUGCACUGUGUGCGUGUGUGCGUGUGUGCGUGUGUGCGUGUGUGCGUGUGUGCGUGUGUGUGUGUGUGUGUGUGUUGAUCUGGGUGUGUGUACAUUUAAUUUCUUACUAUGUGAAUGUCGAAUGUAAAAAUGGUGUUGUUAAAACCCUUUUUUUUAUCACUGAACGGUAUAUGUUACAUAAUAAAAUGUUGUUGAGGAA
Gadus morhua (Atlantic cod) is the source of this 1344-nucleotide messenger RNA. RefSeq names its product purinergic receptor P2Y11 (gene p2ry11). Gene Ontology annotation, biological process: calcium-mediated signaling; G protein-coupled receptor signaling pathway. The transcript has 3 exons. NCBI's taxonomy places the organism in Eukaryota, Metazoa, Chordata, Actinopteri, Gadiformes, Gadidae. The record is from RefSeq and is a predicted model, not a curated record. Gene Ontology annotation, cellular component: plasma membrane. The coding region runs from base 177 to 1124 and encodes 315 amino acids. Gene Ontology annotation, molecular function: neurotransmitter receptor activity; G protein-coupled ATP receptor activity.